CGCGCCAGCCGUUGCCCUCAAACAGAUGGGUGUCUUGAUCUUUGCAAUUGGAAGUAGAGGCUCUGACAGCAGAGAAUUACAGAAAGUGUCCCACGAUCCCAGUUACGCUCUGUCUGUGUCCGAAUUCACUGACCUUCCCAGUGUCCAACAGCAGCUUCAGGCCUCUGUGGAGGCUGUGGUUGUUGACCUCACCCCUGAGUCACCAACUGUACUCGUUGACACUGCCAAAAAGGAUAUUGUAUUCCUCCUCGAUGGUUCUGACGGCACAAGGAAUGGCUUCCCGGCCAUGCGGGAUUUUGUCGAAAAAGUGGUGGAAAAGCUCAAUGUGGGAGAAAACAAAGACCGUGUUUCUGUGGUCCAAUUCAGCAGAGAGGCUGAAGUCCAUUUCGAUCUAAACACGUACAAUACAAAAGAGGAUAUUGUGGAUGCGAUCAGAGGGCUUAGGCACAGAGGAGGAAGACCCCUAAACACCGGGGCAGCCCUCCAAUACGUCAGGGACAAUGUCUUAACAACCUCCUCGGGGAGUAGACAGCGGCAAGGUGUCAAACAAAUGUUGAUCCUGCUAACUGGGGGAAGGUCUUUUGACAAUGUUGACGCCCCAGCCUCUGCUCUCAAACAGCAGGGCGUCUUUGUGAUUGGUAUUGGAACAAGGAACUCUGACAGUAGAGAGCUGCAGAAGUUAUCAUAUGAGCCUACUUAUGCGCUAUCAGUCUCUGAAUUCACCGACCUCCCUAGUGUCCAAGCACAACUCUCCUCUGUCAUGAGCACAGCGCUGGCAAGGGUUACACCUUUGCCACCUACAGUGACGGUGGUGAGACAGCAGCCAGCAGGAAGGGAUGUGGUGUUCUUGCUGGAUGGAUCUGACGGCACCAGAACUGGCUUCCCAGCAAUGCGAGACUUUGUCCAAAGGGUAGUAGAGACACUCAGUGUAGAUGACAACAAAGACCGUGUCUCAGUGGUUCAGUACAGCAGGGAUCCAGCUGUCCAGUUCUAUUUGAACACGUACACGACAAAAGGCCAGAUCCUUGAUGCCGUCAGGGGUUUGAGGCACAAAGGCGGAAGACCCCUCAAUACGGGAGCAGCGCUCCAGUACUUGAGGGAUAACGUUUUCACUUCCUCUGCCGGAAGCAGGCGGCCGGAAGGAGUUCCACAAGUCCUAGUGUUGCUAAGCGGCGGAAAAUCAUUCGACGUUGUUGACGCGCCAGCCGCUGCCCUCAAACAGAUGGGUGUCUUGAUCUUUGCAAUUGGAAGUAGAGGCUCUGACAGCAGAGAAUUACAGAAAGUGUCCCACGAUCCCAGUUACGCUCUGUCUGUGUCCGAAUUCACUGACCUUCCCAGUGUCCAACAGCAGCUUCAGGCCUCUGUGGAGGCUGUGGUUGUUGACCUCACCCCUGAGUCACCAACUGUACUCGCGGAAUCUCAAGGCCCAAGAAAAGACAUUGUCUUCCUUAUUGAUGGAUCGGAUGGUGUUGGGCGAGAAUUUGCUAUCAUCCAACAGUUCAUCCAGAGAGUAGUCGAGAGUCUCAACGUGGGUGAAAACAAGAUCCGAAUUGGUGUGGUCCAGUAUGGUGACUCUGCCAAGGCUGACAUGCAUCUCAAUACCUAUACAACAAAAGAAGGAGUCCUAAACGGCAUCAGGGAAAUGACACAGCUUGGAGGAAGACAGCGGAACCUUGGCCAAGCAUUGCAGUUUCUCAGUCAGAACGUUAUGAUUCCAGAACGAGGUAGCAGGAAACGAGAAGGUGUGCCACAGUUUGCUAUCGUUGUGUCCAGUAGGCCCUCAACAGAUGAUAUCACUCGUCCAGCCUCUUCCCUCAAGCAAUCUGGAGUCAUCUCAUUCAGCAUUGGCACAAGGGAGAUCAAUCCCACAGAACUAAAAGUAGUGUCAUAUGUCCCAAAUUUCUCCUUUACUGUUGAUGACCUCCCCGGCUUGUACGUAGUCCAAGAAGAUCUCAUCACCACAAUAACAGAGUUAUCAGACGAGGAUAUUAGAAAGUUGAGACCUCAAUUCCCAACAUAUGAAGUAUUCACACCACCAGCAGCAACAGGAGAUAAGAGGGAUGUCGUCUUUCUGAUCGAUGGCUCUACUGCAACACGUAGUGAGUUCCCAUUCAUCCGUGACAUGAUAAGAAGAGUUGUGGAGCAGCUGGAUGUAGAACUGGACAGGGUCAGAGUCUCAGUGGUACAGUACAGCGACGACGCGAAGCCAGAAUUCCUCCUCAACGAACACUCCACCAAAGCCGAAGUCCAGCAGGCUGUGGGGAAACUCAGAAGCAUCAGUGGAAAUCGCCUCAACACGGGCCGGGCUCUUGAAUGGGUCUCCAGGAACAUCUACCAGAGAUCUGCAGGAAGCCGCGUCGAGGAAGGCGUGCCUCAGUUCCUCAUUCUGGUCACGGGCGGCAGGUCUUCAGAUGAUGUGUCCACACAAGCCGACCAUUUAAAGAGAAAUCAGGUUGCACCCCUGGCCAUUGGUUCAAGAAACGCAGAUCUAAAUGAGCUGAGACAGAUUUCCUUAAAGCCAGAGCUUGUGUACUCCGUUGACAGUUUUCAACAACUUCCAAGAGUGGAUCCACAACUCAUUAGUUCAAUCCAAACAAUAUCUGCUGACGAUAUCCGCAGUUAUAUUCCAACAGUGGAGAUAGCCACUCUAGAUCUUGGGAAAAAGGACAUCAUCUUCCUCAUUGAUGGCUCAGACACCACCGGUCCCAAUGGGAUUGCCCAUAUUCGAGACUUUAUCGUCACCAUUGUCCAACAGCUCGAUGUGCAGCCUGAUAAAGUUCGUGUUGCUGUUGUCCAGUACGCAGACAGAGCUAAAACCGAGUUCUCACUCAACACCCACAACAACAAGCAGGCUGUGCUGUCUGCUGUCAAACGCCUUCGUCAGAUGGGCGGACGCUCCUCUCAGCUGGCCAAUGCCAUCGAUCAUGUCUUAGAGAACGAGGUCAAACCUUUGGCUGGCGUUCGUCUGUCUGACGCCUCCCAGCAUCUUGUGGUUCUCACAGGAGGACCGUCCACCCAAUCGGUUUCUAUCUCUGGACCGCUGCUGAAGAACAAGCGGGUGAACUGCAUUGGUGUUGGGACUGGCAAUGCUGACAGAUCUCAGCUAAGUCAAAUUGCCACUUCGUCAGAAGAUGUUGUUACAGUGCCUACGUUCCCCAACUUGCCAACAGCAAAAGACAAGGUUAUUUCCAGACUGAGAGGCUCCACAGGGACUGUUUUCCCCACAUAUGUUUAUCCAACGGAAGAUCUGCCUCAAUCCAAAAAGGCCGACAUAGUAUUCCUAAUGGAUGGAUCCAUCAACCUGGGCCAGAGCAACUUCAACAACGUCAGGGACUUCAUCAUGAACCUUGUUGAUCUGUUCUACAGCGAGAGAGACAACCUACGGAUCGGCCUGGCUCAGUAUGCCACAGAUGUGAGCGACGCCUUUUUCCUCAACACCUACAGUAACAGGGACGACAUCAUCGAAGCAAUCGGCAAGAUUGAAUACAAAGGCGGACGCAGAAUCAUGACCGGCGACGCCAUUCGCCACAUGCAAGACGUCCAUUUUAGCAAGCAGAGAGGCAGUAGGAUAGACGAAGGUACUCCUCAGAUCCUCAUGCUUGUCACAGGAGGUCGCUCACAGGAUGACGGGAAGACAGCCGCGCUGAGCCUGAAGAGCAAAGGCGUAAGAAUCUUUGCUGUUGGAGUGGGCGACAUUCAGGAUGAGCUGGAAAACCUUGCGAGUCAAUCGUCUACUGUGGCCCGAGCACUGACCUCCCAGGAGCUGUCAGAGCUCAAUGAACAAAUCCUGGAGGUUUUGGACGAUGAAGUGAAGGGGAAACCUUGCAUUGAUUCACAACAAGCAGCCAAACCCUGCAAUGUCGAGGUGUUAGUUGGCUUUGAUGUGUCUGGCCAGAACAUCUUCAGCACUCAAACCAACCUUCAGAGCAAGAUGAACGCCAUUCUGCAGAGAAUUUCCAAAAUGGCCCCCAUCAGUUGCUCCGGAGGGCAGAACCCCUCCAUCCAGGUGGGCCUGCUGGCCUUGGACUCUGCCUCCAAGCCGGUCCAAAUCGACUUCAAGGACAACCCUGAUGAGCUGUUUGAGGUCUUCAGAGGCCUGCGGAGUCAGGGCCCCUUCAUCCUGAAUGCUCAGACCAUCCAAGCCUACAUGAACCGGUUCCGAGUCAGACAAGCCGACACCAUCAAGGUCAUCAUUCAUCUGACGGACGGUCUCGAUGCUCCAUACCCUGAAAUGAAGAGACGAGUUGAGGAGCUACGUCGGUCGGGAGUCAACAGUUUCAUUCUGGUCGGGCUGGAGCGGGUGGAGGACUUUGAAGAGGCUCUGCUGUUGGAAUUUGGCCGCGGCUUUAGGUACACAAGGCCCUUAAAACUCAACGUCAUGGACCUGGACUAUGAACUUAUGGAGGAACUGGACAACAUCGCAGAGAGGGAGUGCUGUGGCGUUCCAUGCAAAUGUACUGGGAACCGAGGAGACCGAGGGGGCGUGGGCCUGCCGGGGAUUAAGGGUAGUCCGGGAUUACCAGGAAGCCAGGGACAUCCUGGUGACGAGGGCGGACCAGGAGAAAGAGGUCCUCCUGGUGUUAAUGGCACUCAGGGCUUCCAGGGAUGUCCUGGACAGAGAGGUGUCAAGGGAUCUCGUGGGUUCUCAGGAGAAAAGGGUGAAUUAGGAGAACUUGGACUUGAUGGCAUCAAUGGAGAAGAAGGGAAAAGUGGAGUUGCUGGGCCUCCAGGUGACAGAGGAAACCCUGGCAGGAGAGGUGCUAAAGGAGCCAAAGGACAAGCAGGCGACAUAGGACAAAUGGGAAUCAGAGGAGACCCUGGGACAAGGGGGCAAGAUAACAACAGUCCAGGACCUAAAGGAGAGCGCGGUGAUAUCGGACCCCCGGGAGUUCCUGGUGAAGAUGGGUUGAAAGGAACCCCUGGCGAUAACGGUAGACGGGGACUUGAUGGCAGAAGAGGUCAGCCAGGACAACCUGGAGAACGUGGGCUUCCUGGAGACCGAGGCCAGGCCGGACAGCGCGGUAUCGCAGGCUCAAGAGGUACAGCUGGACCAGUCGGUACACGAGGACCCAAAGGGGAAGACGGCAACCCAGGACCCAGAGGUCCUGGAGGUAAUCCUGGUCCAAAUGGAGAAAAUGGAAGAAGAGGACCUCUAGGUCGCAAGGGAGAACCGGGAGAACCGGGAUCCCAGGGCGUGAUCGGACCGGUUGGCCCCCACGGAGAGCCUGGUCAAGAUGGCAGAGAUGGAAUCGGUUCGACGGGAGAAAAAGGACGGAAGGGUGAUGAUGGUUUCCCAGGAUUCCCUGGACUCAAGGGUGCAGCCGGAGACCCUGGACCCCGUGGAGGACCCGGACCCAGAGGGAACCAUGGACAAAGAGGUGUCUCCGGGGAUGUUGGAUCACCUGGACAGAAGGGAGAAGUUGGAUAUCCUGGACCUUAUGGAGCCAAAGGACCCAGAGGACCAGGUGUCGUGCAAUGUGACCUGGUCAAGAAGAUCAGAGAUAACUGUCCUUGCUGUUAUGGUAAGCAGGAAUGCCCGCUGUACCCCACCGAGCUAGCCUUCGCGCUGGACGUGUCCACGGCCGUGGACCGCCAGGUCUUCACCAACAUGCGGGACACGGCCGCCCUCCUGGUCAGGAACAUCACCAUCGCCGAGAGCAACUGUCCCAGAGGAGCUCGCGUCGCUCUCACCUUGUACAACAACGAGGUGAUCACCGAGUUCCGGUUCGCCGACUCCAUGAAGAAGCGGUCGCUGGUGGAUCACAUCGAGGGGCUGCAGAAACCGCGGUCCAGUAAGGAGGCCAGUCUGGACUUGGCCAUGAGCUUCGUGGCCCAGAACACCUUCAAGAGAGUACGCAGCGGCUUCCUGAUGAGGAAGGUCGCCGUCUUCUUUGUUGGCCAUCGUGUCAGGCAGACGCAGAGAAUCACCAACGCCGCCCUUCGCCUUCACGAUGCCGGAAUCGCCACGCUGCUGUUGGUGAACAGCGAGAGCAGAGAGCUGAGCCGGGCGGUUCAGGUCAACAACACGGCGCUGGCCCAGGUCAUCGUCCUUCCCUCCCCAGGAAGCUCCCAGUACAACUUGGUCUUCCAGAAGAUCUUGAGUUGCCACGUCUGUUACGAUUCCUGCUCUCCAGACCAGCUUUGUGACUAUCUGCCUCCGUCGUCCAGCCGCGAUCGGCGAUCUCUGACGUCCGACGUGGACAUCGACAUGGCGUUCGUCAUAGACAGCUCCGAGUCGACCUUCCCGUCCUUCUUCAUCGAGAUUAAACGAUACAUCGCUCACAUCGUAGAGGCUCUUCACGUGUCUUCGGAUCCCACCGCCUCCGUCCAUCACGCCAGAGUGUCUGUCGUCCAGCAGGCUCCCUACGAGUUCAUCCACAACCGGACCGGCCCACCCAUCCGCGUGGACAUGGGCCUGACCGACCACGCCUCGGCUCAGGCCGUCGUCCGGUUCCUGCUGGACAAGACGGAGCAGCUGGAGGGCGGCCGCGCCCUGCCGGCGGCCAUCGAGGCCACCGUGGAUCAGGUGUUUGAGAAGGCGCCGCUGCAGCGCGACAGGAAGGUGAUCGUGCUGUUUGUGACCGGCAGCGUGGAGGAGGACGAGGAGCAGCUGGUCCGCAUCGCCAACGAGGUCAAAUGCAGAGGCUACUUCCUGGUGAUCUUCGGCGUGGGCGAGUCGGUGGGGCCCAGGGACGCUCACGUCCUGUCACGCAUGGCGAGCGAACCCUCUGAUGUCUUCUUCAAGCGCCUCGACCUCAUUUCCCACUUUUAUGACAAACACAUCCAGACGUUUGGCCAGCUGUUUGCUAAGUAUAUCAGCUUCGAAAACCGGCCUGAACAAUCUAAGAGCUGCCAGUGGACGCAGAGCGACCAGCCGCUGAAGAGCCCUCUGCCCCCUUCACAGCAGCAGCAGAAACACCAGAAGCAUGAUGACGGCCACCAAGCAGUGCAUGAAGGAAAGAUCAGUAACGCCGACGAGUUGCACGUCUCCAACGUCACCGCCAGCAGCUUCACGUUGCGGUGGAGCAACCCCGAACCCAAACUGCUGGUCUACUUUGAGGUGGUGGUGACCCGACUGCAGGACCACAGCCUGGUGGUGAAGACCAACGUUUCAGGCUCUGAGACGGCGGUGUUCAACGUGGAGAGCUCUCAGACGUAUCACGCUGUGGUCACGGCGUACACAGCAGAGGGCCGGGCCGUCUCCAUCCGCAAGGGCAUCGUCACAACCAAAGCAGCCAGCCUCGGCAGCAGCACUGUAAAAACUACACCGCUGGACAAACCGGAGCUUGCCAGUGGCCUGGCAGACCGCUGCUCACUUGACUUUGACCCGGGAAUGCCGUGCAAAGACUUUGAGGCUAAGUGGUUCUUUGACAGACAGAAUGGGUUCUGUGCAAAGUUCUGGUUUGGAGGUUGUGGAGGAAAUGAGAAUAGGUUCGACUCAGAAGAACUUUGCUUGAAAAACUGCAUGAGGUCAGUUUCUGCCUCUGCAGCGCCGCAGCCAGAGGAGCAGCGAGCCGAACAGCUGGAGAUUCUCCCGGCGCCUGCUGCCAUUACGUCUGUGGACAUUUGCCAGCUUCCCAAAGAAGAAGGAAAAUGUGCAAAGUUUGUUCUGAAGUGGCAUUUUGAUGCUGCCAGCAGGAGCUGCAGCCGGUUCUGGUACGGCGGCUGCGAGGGGAACCAGAACCGCUUUGACACGUAUGAGCAGUGCAUGAAGGCGUGUGGAGCCGCAGCAGGGAACCCGGGGCUCCUGGCCGCAGUGAGAACAUAGGAGUGGCGCCUCAACCUCGUCUGCAGAAGCGAAGGGCCGCACUGUAAGGACGCCUUGCUGAAGCAAUGGUGGCAGCACUGGACUCAACACACAUGAACUUUGACCCCCGACUUCCUGAAGUAGUCUGUUUGACCACGAGAUGUAAGGAAGACAGUUCGCUGCGUGAAAACUUUAAUCUAUUGGUGCUAAACGUCUGAGUUGAAUAAAUGCAGCAGUUUGUCUUGAACCAUGAAGUAAAAGAGGUUUUGAUGUUUCUAUGAUGAAUCUGUAAUGAAUCCACCAGCAGGACUUGAGCCUCGGUGAGUCUCUUCACUGCGGCGUCGCGCGGCUCUUUACGGCUCUUUACGGCUCUUUACGGCCAUGUUUGUCCCCCAGAAACUCGCCGCUCUGAUGUCCAGUUAAAGUCACUUCCAGAUCCGUUUCCUGCUACUUAAACAGAAUGUAACGUCACUCUGGUUUUGGUUUUCAUGAGUUUUGUCCGUCAGUCUGUCUGGGGAAAUAAAAUGAAGUAGACUUUGUAAUAAA
Gambusia affinis (western mosquitofish) is the source of this 8293-nucleotide messenger RNA. RefSeq names its product collagen, type VI, alpha 3 (gene col6a3). Gene Ontology annotation, molecular function: protein binding; serine-type endopeptidase inhibitor activity. NCBI's taxonomy places the organism in Eukaryota, Metazoa, Chordata, Actinopteri, Cyprinodontiformes, Poeciliidae. The transcript is spliced from 42 exons. Bases 26 to 7768 code for a protein of 2580 amino acids. The record is from RefSeq and is a predicted model, not a curated record.